ACUGUUUUUUGUCUUUUCAUUUAAUAUUAAUUAAUUAAAAAAUGCCAAGUAAGACUGCAAUCCAGUGUAAACACUAUAUAGAUUUUUCUCUUCCUUUUGCUAACAGGUUCAUGCCAGAACAUAAGCUUGCCCAUUUGGAAAACAUAAUUGGUGUUAAAAGAAAUGGAGAUUCUUAUCAACAUGAGGGCCUGCCUGGGCAGCAGAAGAGCAGAGCUUUGGGAGGUUUAAUGAAAAACAGCAACGCGUGUCAUGAGUCUGGACUUUGUGAAGCACAGCCUGGACUUUGUACCACACAGCAUGAGGAACUGCAUUCCCCAUUAACAGCAGCAGAGAAACUGAACAAGUCUGAAGCAUCAGAAAGUACAAAUCCUUGUCAAGAAGAAGAUAAGCAACAUGUGACUUUUAACCUUUGUAAUAUCUGGAGUGGAAUGGACUAUCAGCAGAGACCUUUACAUGUUGCCUGGCCUCACAGGUGGGAACAUGACAAAGAUCCUGAAACUUUCUUUAAAGUGUUGCUGAAACUGAAGGAGCAAGAGCUACCUUUUCACGUGUCCGUCCUUGGGGAGACUUUCACUGAUGUUCCAGAUAUAUUUGCAGAGGCCAAAAAAGCUUUGGGAUCUUCUGUCUUGCACUGGGGGUACUUACCCAGCAAAGAUGACUAUUUCCAAGCACUGUGCAUGGCCGAUGUUGUCGUCUCAACAGCUAAACACGAAUUCUUUGGAGUGGCAAUAACAUCACCUUGGUGGGUGGUCAUCAUCUCUUCUUGCUCCAAAGCUGUACCUUCUUGACACCACACUUGAUGCUGGAUGCCUGCCCAAACACCAAACUUCUGUUAUUGUUGAGUGUGAAGGAAAUCAGAACUGCAAGAAUCAGCAAAAGACAAAGGCAGACCAGCAGUGUGACUCCAGCAGCCCAGUACAUUAUGGUUACAUUCCAUGCUAGUUAAGUCACUAUGGUAAAAUGCUUGGCAGGAUUUUUUUUCGAUAGUUUAUUCAUUAUGUUCAUUAUUAUGAGCUGUAAAGACUAUGAGAAUUUCAUUUUUUAAAUGUCUUAUGGAAUGUAUCACUUUCUUAGAUCUUGUAGACAUGCUGUGGAAACCAUAACAUAAAAUAUGAGUUACUUACAAUAACUAAUUUUAAUCCCAUCUGCUAAGUAUGACAACAUUAGCAUUUCCACUUAAUUAAAAACACCCUUAAAGCAGCAAUGUUUUAAUCACUCCAUUUUAUUUACUCUCCUCCGGUGUCACUUAUAAUUGUAACUUUUUAUUUUUUAAUAAUGAGGGAUUUUUUUUUCUCUGUGCAUCACACAAAAAAGUGCUGUCGAUAAUUAGCAGUCUUCUGUUAUUACUAGACUCAGGUGUCACAACUGUGUCUCAUCCUCAUUACAGUAAAAAAUUUCACCUAUCAGAUUCAUUAUUGCUAGAUAAUGCGGCUGAGAGCCUUAGCAGGCCCUCCAGAAAAGUAAUUCAGCCAGGCAAAAUUAUCAGCUAAUUAUAUUUAGAAUCAAAAGCCCAACAACUAUUUGCAGAUAAAUUGUAUGAAUUGAAGUGAAUAGAUCUGAAUAUUAAGAUUCAUAGAUUUAGCAGAUGAUUUGUUAAUUGGAAUAAAAAGGUCAUUUACUAGCCAUUUUAACAAUAGAUCAAUUGGAACUCUGUUUAUGAUUUAACUAGGAGCGCUGAAGGAUUGAAAUGAAGAAGCGUUGUGUGGUUGUUGUGAUGUGAUACUUCUCAGGAACAAGGCAGGGAGGUGUGGAGGCGAGGAAGCUUCCCAGUCCCUGCUCAGCUUCAGCCUGCCUCUGCUCCCGUGACAUCCUUAGGUCUGGGCAAUAAGGGGAUGCUCACAGAAGGAAUUACUGCACCGCAGGACGAGCUGUCAGGGAACGCAUGCAGGCUUGGGUGUAGAAAGGUAGGCAGUCCGCAGGUAGGAUUAGCUGGAAAGGAAAGAAUUGCAGAGUUUAACUUGUAGUCGGUGUGCUCCAGAAGCACUGAGUUCGGAUUUGACUAAUUUGUGAUCCUGAUGGAGGUUUCUUGUACGGGGAAGCUGUGUGCACAAGCGAUGACUCAGACUGCAUCUUGGCCUGCAGUUUUGUUGGAGGGAGCUGCUCUUUUUUUUUUCUCGUGCAGGCGAUACGAAUAAAAAGCAAAUAUUUUAACAUAACUUAGUGAUCCGAGCUAUUACUGAAAUGUCCACAGUUUCGCUCUUUUUUUUUUUUUUCCCUUAGAUUAAAGAAAACUUUAAAAAUCUAUUUGCUUUGACAUAUGACACAAUAUUUAAGAACUGAAAUCAUCAAUUAAAUCACACAUCAGAAACAUUUCCGUUUGGUAAAAAAAAAAUAUAGUGCUAGACGAUGUACACUUUGAAAUUGUUGUUAAUGUUUAAAAUGCAAUCUGAAGUGCAUAUGUUAUUUAAAAAAAAAAGCCACAUAAAUUACAAAAUUUAAAAGUUUAUGUAAAAACUAGCAAGCAUUGCUUAGCAAAAGCAUUUGCAGGGGGAUAUAUCUUUGGGUUCUGGGGAUAUGCGCAGUUUUCUAGCAUGAGGGCUGCUUGUGAUAUUCCCUAUCUAAUUUUUUGACCCCUUAAAACGGAUUUGAGCUAAAGGAAGCAGGGUUUGGUGUGCACUGGCCUGAGUGUCUGUAAUAAAGCCAGCGUGCACAUGAAUGCAGCAAAAGCUUUUUGUGUUGUUCCUGAGAAUGAAAGGUGAACGCUGACAAAAUUUCAGAUCUUGGGAAACCGAGGGAAAGUGAAGCUAAAAAUAAAGUCCUCGUAUGGUCAACAUGUUGGAGGAAAUUCAAAGCCUCUCAUCAAAUAAACAUAUUUAAAGAAGUGUUUUGAAUUUCGGUGUGUAAUUUCUGGCCAACAGAAAUUACGGUUGUAUCUUUAGGGGGACAUUAUGUCACAUCAGCGGUCAUUCUGCAAAAAAAAUAAACUGCAAACUUGAUGCCUUAACCCAUUCUGCUAUUAAAAUGCAGGCAGGAACGGGAUAGCUUUUCUUAGAGUCACUGCUAGGAAACUUUGUGCCAUUGUGUCGCACUUCCAAAAUAUUUGGGCUCGAUGUUAUGGCAGAUACAUAAAUCAGCCCUAGAAAAAAAACAAAACCUCAAAGCAUCACAGGAGGACCUUGGUAUUUAUUACAAAAAGUUUGCGUCCUGAUAAAGAAAGGGAGUGAGCAUGAAGCUCAUGCUAGCACUGGAAUAUCCCAACCCAAAGCGUGCUGCGUGUUGUUCCUGGGGCCAUUUCAUUGCAGCCUUUGGAUCCCAGUGUGCAACAGGAGCAUCUCUGUGGCUACACACCAUAGACACGUGCACGUAUGCCCUCGUUUCUCUGCAGCAUUAUUAAGAGAAGCCGUCCAUACUUCACCAUGUUGUUACAUGUGUCUGUCUGCUGAUUAUAAAAUGUGUUAAGCAGUAUUUAAAAAACAAAAAAUGCAGAGCUGCGCUUUGAUUUAUUCAGCGAACAAAACAUAUGCUCACUGUUCUGUUCUAUGUAAUUCAUAUGAUCAAUAAAAUUUUCUUUCAAAAGAGCAACUUUGGCAUUUAGAAGGAUUCUGCUGCUGAGCAGGAAAAUGUUUUACUCGUGCUACGUGCAGUCAACCUCUGUGGUCCUGCACCAAAGGAAGUUUUUGGCUCGCUGAUACCGUGCUCAUCUUUUGAUUGCUUUGAAC
Molecule: messenger RNA, 3659 nt
Organism: Meleagris gallopavo (turkey)
Lineage: Eukaryota; Metazoa; Chordata; Aves; Galliformes; Phasianidae
Source: RefSeq, a predicted model, not a curated record